Molecule: messenger RNA, 942 nt
Organism: Paramecium primaurelia
Lineage: Eukaryota; Ciliophora; Oligohymenophorea; Peniculida; Parameciidae
Source: the annotation of a GenBank genome assembly
AUGAUAAAAUAUCUAAGUAUUUUGUUGAUAACAAGUGUUUUGUUGAUUUAUAUCAAUAAUAAUACACAAGAUAAUAUUACAAACUUGUAAUAAGAAUUUGAGAAUUGGAAAAUAAAGCAUGGAAUACAAUUUCUUGAUGAAGAGAAUUAAUACAGAUUUUUAAUUUUUAAAACAAAUUUAUAGAAAAUAGAAGAACACAAUUCUGAUUAAAGUCAAACUUAUAGAAUGGGAAUAAAUUAAUUUAUGCAUUUAACUUAAGAAUAGUUUGAAUCAUUGUAUUUAAUAAACUUCAAUAAAGAGAAUUCCGUCAGAGAUUAACCAGAAAUUAUUUAAUUAAGAAAUUCAACAUUGAAAGCAUCCAUUGAUUAUAGAAAUUACACAGUUGUUAAGAAUUAAGGAUAAUGUAAUUCAGGAUGGGCAUUUUCUGUAACAGGUACAAUGGAAGUUUAUUAGAAAAUUUAUUACAAUAAGAAUGUAUCUUUAUCUGAGUAGCAUAUUAUUGAUUGUGAUUAAUUGUCAAGAGGAUGUACUGAUGGUUCUAAUAUUAAUGGAUAUAAAUUUGCUAUAGCUAAUGGUGUUGCAACUGAAAUUGAGUAUCCAUACAUAGGAUAUAAUUAAACUUGUAAGAAAUUAAAUGGUACUUAUCAUGCAGUAAGAUAUUCAUCAGCAGUAGGAGAAUAUAAUAUGAAAUAAGCUCUAAAUAGUCAUCCAGUUUCAGCUGGUUUGGAUGCUUAAAAUUGGUAAUUUUAUUCUUCUGGAAUCUUUUCAAAUUGUGGUAUAACAUUGAAUCAUUAUGCUGUUGUGGUUGGGUAUGAAGAGACUGGAAAUUGGAUAGUUAAGAAUUCAUGGGGUUUAGGUUGGGGUGAAAAUGGAUUUAUUCGUAUAAAAUCUGGAAAUACAUGUGGAAUAGUGACAUAUUCCUAUUAAGAUAAGUAUUAAUGA